Molecule: messenger RNA, 387 nt
Organism: Abrus precatorius (Indian licorice)
Lineage: Eukaryota; Viridiplantae; Streptophyta; Magnoliopsida; Fabales; Fabaceae
Exons: 1
Coding region: 1-387 (128 amino acids)
Source: RefSeq, a predicted model, not a curated record
AUGGAUGCAGCGGGUUCUCAUAGGAAGCUUCAAUUGCAAGAGUUGGAGGAGAUUCGUAGGGAGGCAUAUGAGAAUUCCAACAUCUACAAAGAGAGAACCAAAGCAUUCCAUGAUAAGAGGAUAGGUCGGAAAGAGUUUCAUAUUGGUGAUAAAGUUCUUUUAUAUAAUUCUAGACUUAACUUGAUGCCCGGUAAGUUGAGAUCUAGAUGGGAUGGACCUUAUCUUGUUAUUAAUGUUUUUCCUUAUGGUGUAGUUGAGCUUCAAGACAUGGGAUCCCAAAGGAGCUUCAAAGUUAAUGGGCAUAGACUUAAAGUUUUUCAUGAGGACUUGAAAGAGCAUGCACAAGAGGAGGAGGACUCUACAUUUGGAUUGGCCAUUUACCCUUGA